Vanderwaltozyma polyspora DSM 70294 is the source of this 852-nucleotide messenger RNA. RefSeq names its product type 2C protein phosphatase PTC1 (gene PTC1). Bases 1 to 852 code for a protein of 283 amino acids. Gene Ontology annotation, molecular function: protein serine/threonine phosphatase activity; cation binding. The record is from RefSeq and is a predicted model, not a curated record. Lineage: Eukaryota; Fungi; Ascomycota; Saccharomycetes; Saccharomycetales; Saccharomycetaceae. The transcript has a single exon. Gene Ontology annotation, biological process: protein dephosphorylation.
AUGAGCGAUACCAAAAAUGAGGACAAUUCAUUAGAAUAUGAAUUAUCCUAUAAAGUUGGCGUUGCUGAAAAUAAAAAUUCCAAAUUUCGUAGAACAAUGGAAGAUGUUCACACAUAUGUUAAAAAUUUUGCAUCAAGAUUAGAUUGGGGUUAUUUUGCAGUAUUUGAUGGCCAUGCAGGGAAUCAAGCAUCAAAGUGGUGUGGAUCCCACCUACAUACUAUAGUGGAAUCUCAAAUAUUGAAUGAUGAAACUAGAGAUAUAAGAGACAUUCUAAACGAUUCGUUUGUCACAGCAGACAGAGAAAUCAUAACGACAUUACCAGGUAGCAGUGGUUGUACUGCUGCUGUGUGUGUUUUGCGUUGGGAAUUGCCAGAUGAUGUUCCAGAAGGCACACCUGAAGACGUAAUGGACUUAAAAGAACAUAGAAGAAAGUUAUAUACAGCCAAUGUUGGUGAUUCAAGAAUUAUAUUAUUUAGAAAUGGACAAGCUAUAAGACUGACUUAUGAUCACAAGGCAUCUGAUGCGUUAGAAAUGGAAAGAAUAGAGAAGGAAGGGGGUUUAAUUAUGAAGAGCCGAGUUAAUGGUAUGCUAGCGGUAACGAGAUCUCUUGGUGAUAAAUUUUUUGAUAGUUUAGUAGUAGGUAACCCUUUUACUACAAGUGUUGAAAUCAUUGAAGAAGAUCAAUUCUUAAUUAUUGCAUGUGAUGGUUUAUGGGAUGUUAUUGACGAUCAAGAAGCUUGCGAACUGAUUAGCAAUAUCGAUGAUCCUAAUGAAGCAGCCAAAACUUUAGUGCGUUACGCUUUAGAGAACGGUACCACUGAUAAUGUCACAGUUAUGGUUGUAUCAUUAUAG